AUGUCGAAAAUCGCAACAGCUAUACGUCCGAUACGCCAAGUGUCUACUCCCGCUCUGGUAGGCGCUGCUGCAGCUGCUGGAAUAUGCAUCUCGUUAUACUCUCAAUUGAUGAGCACUGCUCAUGCUGACUCUGGCGAGCCGACAAAAUUCUUCGCGGGGCCGGUAUUUUCAUCCCUACCUCUAGCAAGCUCCGAAUCUGUCAACCACAACACCAAGCUUUUGCGGUUUCGCUUGCCAAACGGCACUGUCAGUGGCCUCCCUACAACAUCUGCCGUCCUUACACUCUCAUGGCCGAAAGGCAGCUGGACGCCAGUCAUAAGACCUUAUACGCCAAUCAACUCACCAGAUGAACCAGAAUCUUUAGAAUUACUGGUCAAGCAUUACCCCAACGGUAAAGCCAGCACGCAUCUUCAUUCCCUUGCACCUGGGGAUUCACUCUUCUUCAUCGCCAAAAUUCCCGGCUUCGCCUAUAAGCCAAACCAGUUUGCCCAUGUCACGUUGAUAGCAGGUGGUGCCGGCAUCACGCCCAUUUACCAACUUGCUUCCAGCAUACUGCGGGAUACAAACGACAAGACGAAGAUUGAUCUUGUGUUCGGUGUCAACUCCGAUGCAGAUGUGCUCAUGAAAGAUGAGUUUGAAACCUGGGAAAAGGAAUUUCCAGGUCGGUUCAAGGCGAACUAUAUUGUCAGCAGACCCGUAGAGGGUUCGCCAUACGCAAAGGGUUAUGUGACAAAGGACCUGCUGGGCGUCGUUGCUGAGCCUGUUACGGCGGACUCGAAGGUGUUCGUGUGCGGGCCGCCGGCGAUGGAGACAGCGCUGGUAGGGUCUUGGAAACAAAAGGGCAUUCUUCAGGAGUUGGGAUAUAGGAAAGACCAGGUGCACAAGUUUUGA
Truncatella angustata is the source of this 891-nucleotide messenger RNA. RefSeq lists its product as uncharacterized. Gene Ontology annotation, molecular function: cytochrome-b5 reductase activity, acting on NAD(P)H. The coding region runs from base 1 to 891 and encodes 296 amino acids. NCBI's taxonomy places the organism in Eukaryota, Fungi, Ascomycota, Sordariomycetes, Amphisphaeriales, Sporocadaceae. The transcript has 3 exons. The record is from RefSeq and is a predicted model, not a curated record. Gene Ontology annotation, biological process: ergosterol biosynthetic process.